AUGUUCCUUCAUCAGCCUUUUUGCCAUGUGGGCAAAGAUCAUGGAUUUUACCCUCAAAUCCUCUAUGAAGACAGUUUUUCUUUGUCGAGUGCUUCAUCCAUGGUGUGCGUUUCACAUCUUGCCAUCUCAUAAAUGAAAUUAGCAUUGUGUCUGUCUGCCUACAAAAAUGGAGAACACUACAGCGAAACACGUAACCAUCAACAAUCCAGCUGACAUCAGUGUGAUUAUUGGCUACUUUUUGGUGGUUAUUGCAGUAGGAAUUUGGUCUACAUUUAGGACUAAUCGUGGCACCGUAGGCGGCUACUUUCUUGCAGGUCGGACCAUGGUGUGGUGGCCUGUGGGAACGUCUCUUUUUGCGAGCAACAUUGGCAGCGGCCAUUUUGUUGGCCUCGCAGGAACAGCAGCUGCGAGUGGAAUAGCCGUCGGGAGUUUUGAGUGGAAUGCAUUAUUUAUUGUUUUGUUGUUGGGCUGGGUGUUCGUCCCUGUUUAUUUAACCGCAGGGGUGAUUACAAUGCCACAGUACCUCAAGAAAAGAUUUGGAGGGACUAGAAUUAGCUUAUAUCUCUCUGUCGUUUCACUUUUCCUUUACAUCUUCACAAAGAUUUCUGUUGACAUGUUCUCAGGAGCGGUUUUUAUACAGCAAGCUCUUGGCUGGAAUAUCUAUGUUGCAGUGAUUGCUCUGCUCUGCAUAACAGCACUCUAUACUGUCACAGGAGGACUGGCUGCGCUGAUGUAUACAGAUACUGUCCAGACCUUUGUUAUCAUUGCUGGAGCCUUCGUCCUCAUGGGAUUUUCCUUCUAUGAAGUUGGAGGUUACAAUACCUUACUAGAGAAGUAUAGUUUAUCUUUACCAACUCAGAGGAUUUCCCUAGACCCUCAGAGGUAUAAUAUCUCCGAACAAUGUUACACUCCACGAGAGGAUGCCUUUCAUUUGCUUAGGGAUCCCACGACUGGGGACUUGCCAUGGCCGGGUGUGUUAUUUGGCAUCGCAAUUAUUGGUAGCUGGUACUGGUGUACUGAUCAGGUAAUUGUGCAACGCUGUUUGGCUGCCCGCAGUCUGACGCAUGUAAAGGCAGGAUGUAUAUUGUGUGGGUACCUGAAACUGCUCCCUAUGUUUCUCAUGGUGUUUCCAGGCAUGAUCAGCAGAGUGCUUUACCCUGAUGAAGUAGGUUGUGUGGAGCCAAGCAUCUGUAACAAAGUCUGUGGCACAGAGGUUGGCUGCUCUAACAUUGCCUACCCCAAACUAGUGGUUUCUGUAAUGCCAACAGGUCUCAGAGGAUUGAUGCUGGCAGUUAUGUUAGCAGCUCUCAUGAGCUCACUAGCAUCCAUCUUCAACAGCAGUAGCACCUUGUUCACUAUGGACAUUUGGACUCGUAUCCGGCCUCAAGCUAGAGAUAAAGAGCUUAUGGUUGUUGGAAGGGUGUGGAUACUCUGCAUUGUCGCUAUUAGCAUUUGCUGGAUCCCAGUUGUCCAGGCAGCCCAGAGUGGUCAGCUGUUUGAUUAUAUUCAAUCUGUGACUAGUUACUUAGCUCCACCUAUUGCAGCAGUCUUCUUCCUUGCCAUUUUUGUGAAGAGAGUCAAUGAGUCAGGGGCUUUCUGGGGCUUGAUGGGAGGACUGGUUAUGGGUCUGUGUCGCAUGGUACCCGAGUAUGCAUAUGGCUCAGGAAGCUGCCUCUUUCCAUCCACCUGUCCAAAACUUAUAUGUGGAGUUCAUUACCUUUACUUUGCAAUGCUGCUCUUCUUCUGCACCAUUAUUCUAGUGCUGUUUGUAAGCUACAACACCCCACCCAUAGAGGACAAACAUCUCCAUCGCCUUGUCUUUACCUUACGCCAUUCUAAAGAAGAAAGGGUCGAUCUGGACCGGGAAGAGCAGGAACAAGGAAGGCAAGCACGAAGAGACGCAGAUGAAAAGGAGAAGGUCAUAACUGAUGAGGAUCAAAUUGAACAUGGUGACCGAUCUAUAAUGAUGAAGAUUAUUGGCUGGUUUUGUGGCAUAAGUGAUGCUCAGGCUCCAGAGCCUACAGAGGAGGAAGUGGCAGAAGCAUCAAAACAACUACCUGACAUAAGUGAAGACCCACUGUGGAAGUAUUUAGUCAAUGCUAAUGCGCUAAUAAUGAUGUCUGUGGCUGUUUAUUUUUGGGGGUACUAUGCAUGAGAGGGAAAUACUGACCAUAAGACAUAAAUCAGUGUUUUCCUACCCUGGUCUUAGAGUACUCCCAACACUGUGUAUUUUGUGUCUUUUUAAUCAAACACAAAUGGUUCAACUCAUCAGUUUGUUACUAGCAUACCUGCAAACUAUCGCUUUUUGGUGAAAUUCGCCAUUUUGAAUCAAAAUAGGGCCGUCAUUUAUGUGAAUCGUGAAAAAUAUACAGUGAAAUUUACCGAAAUCCGUAUCAUGUCGCACGUAAAAUCGAUCAAUCGGUGUUUCAACUGCGGAAAGGCGUCAAAAAAACCCAAAAACGUCACAUUUACCUCAGAAAACCCGUUCAGCGUCCAAAAACUCAUGAGUCAGCUACAGAAAUGAACUUUAAAUCCAGGCUAUUGCAUAUUCAUUGUAUUUUUACUUAACAUGUGCUUCAAUAUUGAAUGUAGCUAACGUAUACAUCCGUUUUGACAGCCAACAGUUAAAUGUUUAGGCCUACAUAAAAAACAAGUAGAAACAUAAUUAUGUCAUUAAAAAAUUAUAACUUUAUUAUAAAAACUUCAUAUGUAUAGCCUAAUUUAUAUGUAAGUAGCUUACAAAUCAAUUUGAACCUUUAAUAUUAUGAUGUACCAACUGUGGUUUAGUUUACAGCGUUAGUUGAUUUUUUUUUUUAUUCGAGGAAAUGUGCCAUGUAUACUGUACCUUAUAGGCCCCAAAUUAAUCAAUAGUGCACCAGAAUGAUUCAUUUACAUGUUAAAAAUCACAAAAAUUUUCUCCUGGGGGAAGAUGCCCCCAGACCCCUCUACAACUAUUUCAUUCAGAAACAUGUCACCCUUUUUACCUCUUGAGUUUGCAGGUAUGUACUACAGACUCCUGAAAUGAGUGUCAGAUAAGGGAGACAUCCAAAGUGUUUACUGAUAAGUGUACUCCAGGACCAAGGUUGGGAAACACAUAUUUAAAACUUUGAAUUUUUACACAUCUACAGAAUCUGUUAAUGACUAACAUACCUGAUACAAUGUAUGAAAACAGUACUUUAAAUGGAUCACUGAAAAGCCAAUAAAAUCAUAAUUUGGAUUAGUAA
Molecule: messenger RNA, 3224 nt
Organism: Ctenopharyngodon idella (grass carp)
Lineage: Eukaryota; Metazoa; Chordata; Actinopteri; Cypriniformes; Xenocyprididae
Gene: slc5a2
Product: solute carrier family 5 member 2
Exons: 15
Coding region: 167-2155 (662 amino acids)
Biological process (GO): sodium ion transport; transmembrane transport
Cellular component (GO): plasma membrane
Molecular function (GO): D-glucose:sodium symporter activity
Source: RefSeq, a predicted model, not a curated record